GCGGGCCAUGGCCCUUCUGCUGUGCCUGGGCCUGACGGCUUCGCUGGCCCGCGGCUGCCUGCAUUGCCACGGGAACUUCUCGGACAAGUUCACCUUCUACCGCCACCACGUGAACCUCAAGUCCUGGUGGGUGGGCGACAUCCCCGUGUCGGGCUCGCUGCUCACCGACUGGAGCCAGGCGACCAUGAAGGAGCUGCACCUCGCCAUCCCCGCGGAGAUCACCCGGGAGAAGCUGGACCAAGUGGCCAACACCGUGUACCAGCGGAUGGAUCAGCUCUACCAGGGGAAAAUGUAUUUUCCGGGUCGCAUCGACUGUCAGCGUCACUGUGGUGAGUGGGUAGGGACCCGGGCAGGGGGUGGCUCAGGCAGGGGCGGCUGCUUGGGGAGCCGGAGCCCACGUCUGCUGUGUUGCAGGCAUUUUCCUCUACAAGACCAUCUCAUGCACGAACUGCACCGAUUCCCACGUGGUCUGUUUCGGCUACAAUUGCGAGUCCUCGACACAGUGGGAGAAAGCUGUGCAGGGUCUCCUCCAGUACAUAAAUGAGUGGCAAAAGUAAGUCCCCCCACCCGACCCGUGUCCGAGGCUGUGUGCGGGCUUGGCCCCUGCGGGUGAGUCUGCAGCGGGAGACAGGAGCCCAGGCAGCCCUGCUAGAGGCUUGGCUGGAG
Molecule: messenger RNA, 666 nt
Organism: Sorex fumeus (smoky shrew)
Lineage: Eukaryota; Metazoa; Chordata; Mammalia; Eulipotyphla; Soricidae
Gene: IZUMO4
Product: IZUMO family member 4
Exons: 5
Coding region: 8-544 (178 amino acids)
Cellular component (GO): nucleus
Source: RefSeq, a predicted model, not a curated record